AUGGCGGAUCAAUCCAUCAUUCGCAUCACCAAGGAGCUGAGUGACAUCCAGCGAACAUCAGAUCUCUCUCUGGCUGUCGCUUGCCGGGAUGUCGAUGUUCGCAAUGUCAAGGCCUUGAUCAUCGGCCCCCACGACACCCCCUACGAGUUCGGUUUCUUCGAGUUCGCAAUCCGGUUCAACAAGGAGUAUCCUCGCAAAUCACCAAGCGUGAACGGAAUCACGACGAACGGAGGACGAUGCCGGUUCAACCCGAACAUAUACUCGUCCGGCAAGGUUUGCUUGUCAAUUCUUGGCACCUGGCGUGGAGAGCGUGGUGAAGAAUGGUCCGCGGCACAGGGCCUUGAGUCCAUCCUCAUCUCCAUUCAGAGCCUGAUGUCAGGCAAUCCUUACGAAAACGAGCCCGGUUUCGAGGAGGCGAAUGAUGCGUCAGACAAGAAGAACCAGAAGGACUAUGUUCAGAAGAUCCGCCACGAGACUCUACGAAUUUCCGUGAUUCAACGCAUGGAGGAGUAUUUGGGCUUGACUCCCGAUGGCAACGCAAUUGCCCAACAGUCGGCGGUAGAUGGAGAACAGCUGGAUAUGGACACUGAGGACAUGGAUGGCACCAGCGUCCCCUUCGAGCCCUUCAAGGAUCUGUGUAAGCGAAGGUUCCUCUGGUACUACGACAACUAUCUGCUCGCUAUCCAGAAGGCCAAGACCGAGGUCAAGGACCAUCAAGCUUUUGUGCGUAUGCCAUUCGAAGGCGCUAGCAACUCCAUGGAUGGCAAGUUCAACUACACGGAACUGGAAAGGCGUCUCCGCAACGUCAAGGCUGCGCUGGACAACGAGCUUCUCAAAUGGGCCAUGGAGGGUCACACCGCAAGCGAGAAGGAGAUGACAGUCUCGGUAAACCUACGGCACCAAUACGAGCAGGUGGUGCAAACAUUCAAACGCCAGGACAUUCCUCAUGAUGUUCAGCUGGAGGAUAACAACCCUUUCAUAUGGGUAAUCACCUACUUUGGACGGCCUAUGACGAACCUUGACGGCGGCCUCUUCCGUAUCAAGAUGCACUUCAGCCCGAGAUUCCCCGAGGAGCAGCCUCGCGUCAAGUUCCAAACCCGCAUCUUCCAUCAUCGCAUCUCGGCGGAUGGAACGACUUGCUACUUCCCGAACUCACUCAGAAAGGACGAUGUGCGUUCCCACAUCGAGGCUGUCUUUACGGCAUUGGAGGAAGAGGAUCCGGCCUACGACCCUCGAACCCUGGUGAACCCUGAGGCGCACAAGCUCUAUUGGGGAGGCGCUGAUGGACGUAAAACAUACAACCGUCAACUUCGCAGAUCAGUACAGCUAAGCAUGGAGGACUUCUGA
This is a messenger RNA of Colletotrichum graminicola M1.001, 1347 nucleotides long. RefSeq names its product ubiquitin-conjugating enzyme. Lineage: Eukaryota; Fungi; Ascomycota; Sordariomycetes; Glomerellales; Glomerellaceae. The record is from RefSeq and is a predicted model, not a curated record. Gene Ontology annotation, molecular function: ubiquitin conjugating enzyme activity; cysteine-type endopeptidase inhibitor activity. Gene Ontology annotation, biological process: negative regulation of apoptotic process. The coding region runs from base 1 to 1347 and encodes 448 amino acids. Gene Ontology annotation, cellular component: nucleus. The transcript is spliced from 9 exons.